This is a messenger RNA of Oryza brachyantha (malo sina), 1330 nucleotides long. RefSeq names its product membrane steroid-binding protein 2-like. Bases 58 to 864 code for a protein of 268 amino acids. The transcript is spliced from 3 exons. The record is from RefSeq and is a predicted model, not a curated record. Lineage: Eukaryota; Viridiplantae; Streptophyta; Magnoliopsida; Poales; Poaceae. Gene Ontology annotation, cellular component: endomembrane system; membrane.
AGUGAUUUGGUUCCAGUUUUGUGGUCAGUUCGCUCGGUUGAGUGUGCGUUCCUCUCGAUGGCGACUUGCUUAGCUGCGCCUUGCGCUCGCCCAGCCGUCGCUGUCGUCGUCGCGGCGCCGGCCGUGCGGCGGCGGCGCGCGGCGUCCUCCGUCCACCUCCCUGGCCGGCGUGGCCCCGGCGGCGGCGGCGUCGUGCGGUGCAGCGCUGGGCCCGUAAGCGGCGGGAUCUCGAGGAAGGUGGCGGAGCUGUGGGCGGCGGCGAAGAGUGCGUCGCCGGUGGCGGUGAUCGCGGCCGUGGCCGGCGCGGCGUUGGUGUACAAGGUGGGGUCCAGCCUCUUCGCGCCGCCGCCUCCGCCGGCGAGGCGUCUGGAGGAGCCCGGGGAGGUGGUCCCGCCGGCUCCGGAGCCGGUGCAGGUGGGGGAGAUCACGGCGGAGGAGCUGCGGCAGUACGAUGGGUCUGACCCCGAGAAGCCGCUGCUCAUGGCGAUCAACGGGCAGAUCUACGAUGUCUCCCAGGGCAGAAUGUUCUAUGGACCUGGUGGACCAUAUGCGUUGUUUGCUGGUAAGGAUGCGAGUAGGGCGUUGGCGAAGAUGUCCUUCGAGCCACAGGAUCUGACCGAUGAUAUAUCUGGCCUUAGCCCACUUGAACUCGGAGCACUUCAGGACUGGGAGUACAAGUUUAGCAGCAAGUAUGUGAAGGUUGGAACCAUAAAGAAGAAGGUGCCCGUAGAACAGGGUGGCGAUAGCGUCUCGGAUGCAAUAGAGGAGGUAGCUACCGAUGGUGAAGACAGCAUCCUCACUGCUAAGAUGUCUAAUCAAUUACAAUAUGAGGAAGAAAUGGAAGCCGAUGGCUAUGAUUCAUGAAGGCUUCAGAAGGAGUUCAAGACUGAAUGCAUCCUAGCGGUUAUAACUUCUGGCAUCAAGAAUUCGAGGCAGGCACUUGCAGAAUGAUGUUUCCGGCGUGUAAAUUACAACACUAUACAGCUGCCGGUUUCCUUUUGUCAAGUCUCUAGAAUGUGAUUUCGAUAAUGCCAUGUAAUUAGUUGGCUGCCCUGUUCGUCAAUAAUUCCCUUUUUUUAUUUGUUCUCCACAUGCUAUAUGAAGAAGGUAGAAGGGUAUAGUAGAAAAUCCACUGCAAUAGUUUGUAGUAAUGCUAGGCACAUUAGCUUCUUACCUAGCUGGCAUCGAACAAUCCAUUCCAUGAACAUGAUAUAGAUGUUUUCUUGUAUAACACACCUUGGCUUGAGAUCUAGAAGCUCAUAUAUUCUAUUCAUAUGAGCUUUAAGAACACAUUAAAACAUUGGUCAGCAAAGAAACAAUCGACAAAAAA